AUGAUUCUUGGAGGAGGAAGAGUUGGAAAGAGUUCGAUUGUGAAGAGAUUCCUCUUUAAUGCUUUCUGUGAAAAAUAUCGUCCGACAGUUGAAGAUCUUUUCUGUCGCGAAUUUGAUAUCGGUUCUACAGUUUUAAAAGUAGACAUAAUGGAUACCGCUGGAGAUCUUCAGUUUCCGGCCAUGAGAAGGUUAUCAAUAGCAAACGGUUUAGCAUUUCUUCUCGUCUAUAGCAUAGAUUGCCCAACAUCAUUUAAUGUUGUCAAACAAUGUUUUGAAGAAAUAAGAGAACAAAAAAAGGAUUUUCAAGAAUUGCCAAUAAUCGUCUGUGGAAACAAGAGCGAUCUUGGUGAAGAAAAAAGAGUGGUGAAGAAGGAAGACGUGGCCGAAUGGGUUUUUUGUGAUUUGCCACGUCUUAGAGUUAAAGUCAUGGAAUGCUCUGCCAAAGAAAACAUAAAUAUAAAAGAAAUAUUUAAGGCAUUUUUACAAUUGUCUAAAAUCCCUUUACCAGAAGGUGCUAGUCUGAGACGUCGUUCAAGUGCUCACGUACCCACAGGAAAAUCGACACGAGUAGCUACAAGCUUGAGUCCUCAUCACGAUGCAGGUUUUGAUGAAAGUUCUGGUUCAAGAAUAAAACCCAGAAGUCGAAGUUUAAUCAGAAGAAGCAGCAAAAAGGUUUCCAAAUUGAAAGAACAAGCCCAAGACGUCGAUGACUGUGUUGUCUCGUAAACAGGGUCAUUAUAAGUUUGAAAUAAACAAACAUAUCUUUGUUUGUGCCACAUAUCUUUUUUUCCUUCUUCUCUUUAUUUGUUUUGUAAAAUGUUAUUUAGAAAUAGUUUAAUGUAGUUCAAAUACAGACAAACAUAAAAAAGGUAUUCUGUAAUUUAUGGCUCAAGCCGAAUGAAAUUAACUUCAUAAUUAAACAAAAAGAAUAAUGUUUGCUUAAUGAAAGAGUAUUUGAAACGAACUAUAAACAAAAAUUUACAUUAAAGUACAUUACACAUUAGUAAAUUAAAGAAACAAAUACAUGGAAAAAAUCAAUAAUUAGAAUAAAAUAUUUUAAUUUUAUAGCCGCAUCGCAUCUUGAAAUAACAUUUUUGAAAUUAUAUCGAUAGUUGGAUAAAUAGGACAUUAGAAAGGUGUGUGCCCUUAUUUACUGAAUUUAUCUUAAUGAUUUAAUGAAUUCUGAGCAUCUGGUAUCGACAAGCAAAUACUGAAAUAGCAUAUGUAAUAACUUUUUAUUAGUCUCUGAAAAGAUUAAUUAAUAGGUAAAAAUCAAACAACUUACUUUAAAUAAAACUUCAUAUUUUAUAAAGCUAUUUGGUUUGCACCAUACCUUACAGGAUAUCAUAAUAUAGAAUGUAAACAUUUACAUAAAAAUAGACUUCAUUUUACUCAAUUGGAAAUCUGUGGUCUUUCUUUUUCUAUAGGAAAUGUAUUUUUUAUCUUAAAAUCUACAGAUAUUUUCAACUCUUUAUAAUCGUUUCACUAAUCUCAAUGGAAUUACAUUACACAUGAAACAAUAAUUGAGCCUUUAUUAGCUAUGACAGAAAUAACGCAUAAAAUAAACCUUAAAGAAUCUAUAUAUCUUGGACAUUUAGGUGACUGAUAUCCUAUAAUUCUAGUUAUAUCUGCACUGAAUAUUAUAGUAAUGAAACUAUAGAUGUCUUUAGGGUAAUUCGCAUCUUUCCUAAACUUUUUCAAACGUCAGAAUGAAUUAGGUAUUGUUAGGAUGCCUAUUUAUAAUGAUAGUCAAUAUAUACCUUAUCAAAAAUUAAUUUUUAAUUAUGAUUUUAAAAUAUUUAUUUAAAUGAAUCUUAAUUAUUUAUUCGAAUAAUUUCAACCUUAAUUAAUAUUUAAAAUUGAAUUUUGCGAAUUAUUUUUAAUAACAGCUUUAAAUUUAAUUUUUAAAAAUAGAAUAAUAAUUUACCAUAAGUGUAUAAUUUAUCAAACUAAUUAUAUGGAUCAAAAUACUUGACUUGAAUAUGUAAAUGCAAAUGUAAAGCCAAGAUAUUUGCCUUAAUUAUUAAUAAUCACUGAAUAUUAAUAUGCCUUUAAAAUAAAAAAAUAACCAAAAUUUCAUACAUAUAUAUAGAUAAGUGAUGAAAAUUAUAUAAUAAUUAUUGAAAAAUAUUGUUAAAAUAUCUAUAUUAAAAAAUUCUGAAUGCCUAAUUAUAAUGUCAAAUGCCAAAUCUGGUUAAGUUUUAAGGGACCAGAAAUAAAGUCUAUUAAGAAAAAGUAUUUUACAUUAGCAGGCUUUAUGUUUGCAAUGAUAUAUUGUUGUCUACUCAGAGUUUCAUUUUGAAAAGAUAUAGGGCUACACAUUUAAUAUGAGCCCAUUUACUGAACCGUGAAGCUCCAAAGAAAAUAAUUCUCAGAACGUUUUGACAAAUUUAUAUGUCGAAAAAUUUAACUCUUGAGUAUCUUUCAUAAUUCAAGGAUAUUUUCUAGUGCCAUUUGUAUAUAUUCUACAGCAGUACAAUAAAUAUGAAUUAAAGAAUGAGCAAAUUAGUAAAAGAUAUAAAUUAUAAUAAAGUGUUUAAGAAAAUUAAUCUUUCUCUUUAUUAAGGUUGUUCACCUAAUUAGGUUGCAGAAAAAUCAAUAAUAAUGAUAUUUUAAUGAUUUAGUUGUUGUGCAAAUUAUUGAUCAAGUAGAAAUUAGUUCUCCUUAAUUUAUUUUGCUAGAAUUUAUUUCUCAUACCCAAUGAAUUUAAGAUCUUUUCCUUCAGAAUAUUGCCAUAAAUUAAACUAUAAAAAUUCAUGUAAACUUACGUUAUAGUUUUAAUAAAGGCGUUAAAUUCUCUCAAUAUUCUUGAUGAGAUUAAAUAAUUUUUAAGAAUUUACAGAUAUAAUUUUUCAAAAAUCAUUAAUAUUUCUAUAUAUUUUUUUAAAUUAAUAAAUACCUUUUUAAGGUACAAUUUCCAACAUUAUAUAGGUUUUUUUUAAAGUUUGGACACUUGGUCAAGCACGUAACUAAUGUUAAAUAUAAUACAGAUCAAGUUUAAUAAUAUUUGCUUCUGAAAUUAAAAUCAUUAACAGAAAAUACUGGAAAUGUAGAUGAAUAUUGUAAAUCUAAGCUAUAUAGAUAUAUACGUUAACUGCUUCAAUAUCUACUUUUAAAAUUGAUGUUAUUUGCAUAUAACCGUAUCGAAUGGAAUCGAAUUAUAGUGUUAAAAUACACUGUGUUGUUUGUUUAAUGACACACGGAGCUUUUCAAUACUAUUUAUAAUAUACGUUGAAAGUCUCUUUUGAAAUGCAGUAGAUGUUUAUUGAAUCGCGAAGUAUAUGAAGUGCUUUGGUCGAUUAGAGAAUCAAUAUAGCCGCAUUCAAUGAGUGAUUUCAUAAUAUAAAUGUAUACAUAGAGGGACCACAUGCUCUUGAUACUAUUAUGAGGUUUCUCUUGAUAUUCAAAUAUUGUGGAAAUUUGAUGGUAUUCAUAUAGAUGGAUCUCAUAGUUGCCUUGAAUAAGCUUUCUUAUAUGGGCUAAUUAAUAUUAAAUAAUUUGAAUUUAUUUGUAAAUAGAUAAAAACAAAAUAUAGUCGUUUAGACUGUUUCUCUAACUUAGUAUAUUCAUAGAAAUUUAUUCGUAUAUUUCUUCCAAUUAUAUUUAUGAAAUUCUUUUUAAUGCACUUUAGAAAUUUUUAAUUUUAUGAAAUUCAACCAGAUUUUACAGCAAUUUAUACAAUAGAAACAACCGAUACUUUCGGUAUCUGUUAUUGUUUAACAAAUGGCUUAUAUAGCAAGGUGUUUCUUAACACUAUGCCCAAUGAAUUUAGUAGAUCUUAAAUAGAAACUUUUACUAAAGAAUAUGCCUCUAUAAAGUGGUUUAUCACUUCGUGAAUGAUCCAUCCUUGUCGAAACACUGAAAGAUGCUUUUAUGGCUACCAAUUUAAGCACCUUUUUAAAUGGUUACUAUCACGUCUUAUUGUCAAAAUAUAUUCGUUUUCUUCCAAAUUAAAUUUCUAUAAUGCAUUUAUAAGUGAUACGUGGCGUCAACGUUAGAGAUCAAAUAAAUAUCUAUGGAGUUUCUAAUAAAUAUUUUUUAAAUGAUUUCUUAUUUCUUUCGAUGUUAAGAAGCUUUAUAGAAUUACUUAAAUAUGUAAAAGUAUGUUUUAUAAUUAAAUUUUGUUUAAUUAUAAUAUUAACGUUACGCUAUUAAGUACGUUGUAAGAAUUUAAAUUCACAUUCCAUCUUAUAAUUAAAAGGUAUUAACUUAUGCAUGAGCACAUAAAUUACUUUCAUGAAAAAUAAUUUGUGGCUUUAUCAUAUAGAUCUAUUCAGCGUAAAAAUUCUUAUCUAUUUGUUUUCUUGUCAAACAAUAUAAGUGAACAACGAAGAAGUAGUUUGUGAAAUUUAUUGUGAAGUAGAUAUUAUAUGAGUCUUUCGUAAAAACAUAUAAAAAUCAAUAGUACUAGUAAUAUAUUAUAUGUAUUUCAUCAUUUGUA
Messenger RNA from Centruroides sculpturatus (bark scorpion), 4441 nucleotides. RefSeq names its product GTP-binding protein Di-Ras2-like. The record is from RefSeq and is a predicted model, not a curated record. The transcript has a single exon. Gene Ontology annotation, molecular function: GTP binding; GTPase activity. NCBI's taxonomy places the organism in Eukaryota, Metazoa, Arthropoda, Arachnida, Scorpiones, Buthidae. Bases 1 to 726 code for a protein of 241 amino acids.